Molecule: messenger RNA, 661 nt
Organism: Lotus japonicus
Lineage: Eukaryota; Viridiplantae; Streptophyta; Magnoliopsida; Fabales; Fabaceae
Product: heavy metal-associated isoprenylated plant protein 25-like
Exons: 3
Coding region: 204-542 (112 amino acids)
Molecular function (GO): metal ion binding
Source: RefSeq, a predicted model, not a curated record
GGAGAAUCAAUUUCAUCAAACUAAAAUGCUAACCAGCUCAUUAUAAACCCUUUAUAGCUUUCAAAUUUUUCUUCUUGCCUUUUAAGUUUUAUGAUCAACUUUUCUUUACCUUGCUCAUUCAUGCACACCCUUUUGGAUUUUCAAACAUCUGUGACUUUAUCUCUGUGAUCUUGGUUUCUCACUGUCUCACUUCAAUUGAUUUCAUGACAGUGAAGUACUUCUGUAUGGUGAUGAGGAUCAAUAUUGAUUGCAAUGGUUGUUACAGAAAAGUGAAGAGAGCCCUUCUUGACAUGUCAGAGUUGGAGAGCCAUUUCCUAGAGAAGAACCAGACCAGGGUAAUUGUGUGUGGCAGGUUUAUCCCACAGGAUGUUGCAAUCAAGAUAAAGAAAAAGACUAAUCGUAGAGUUGAGAUCUUGGAGAUACAGGACUUGAGCGAAGAUAACAAUUCUGAAAUGGAAGAAGAAGAACAAGACCAGAAACCAAUGAAUAAUAAUUGGACUCUUCUAGCCACCAGGAAUCAAAUGGGAACGUGUCUUGUUUGAUAGAAAAACUGCCACAACCUCAAAUUGUGGUAUGUGAAUUGCACAUUUUGAUGUAUUAUUCAAAGAAUUAUAACUUCUCUAACUGAUUAUUGCAAUAAAUCUCAUAAUUUAAGUGUUCA